Molecule: messenger RNA, 219 nt
Organism: Danaus chrysippus (African queen)
Lineage: Eukaryota; Metazoa; Arthropoda; Insecta; Lepidoptera; Nymphalidae
Source: the annotation of a GenBank genome assembly
AUGGGUAACUGGAAGUUAGAAGUUGCAAGAAUGGCUAUGUAUACGUCUUUUCCUGUGGGUUUAUUUUUCUAUUUCAAUCAACCAGCAUAUUUCGAGGAAUGGGUCACUAAUACGAAACGGCAAAUAAUUCCGCCAGAAAAUCCACAAAAUCGAGAAGCUAUUCAGAAGCUUAUACAAGAUAUGAGAAAGAAACAGAUGCGUGUAGUGGAGGAAGAAUAA